UUCAUUAUAAGAGUAAUCUCAUUAAAGCAGUUAUUCUGUAAUAUCCAUUUUAUAUAAGAAUUUAAGCAUGAUACGAAUCUAAAAAUAACGUCGCUAUAAUAAUGUCAGUGUGUAGGCUAUAUGAAUGGCUACACGUCAGCGUGAUCUGACAUUCAGUGGACAGAUGGGGAGACUAGGCUACAGAGCUCCUGUCGGUUUCAGGACAUUUUUCACUCUGCACGCAACGCAUUGUUUCAGAUAUCCACGUUUCCAGGUUGGCAACGCAGUCACAAUCGCUUCGUUUUUACUGGAUGUUAAACUCAUCCGUAAGGCAUCGGGACCAACCAGAUCUCUGCCCCCGGAUCCAGGCAACGACGCCACGACUCACUUCUUUUUGAUUGGGUGUUUUACUUGUCCAUGAGCCUGGGCGGCGAAUAAGCUCUGUACCUCGGGAUCCACCAUCGGAAAUGCGUUCACGUUGUGCUGUUCCAGAGUGCUGUGCCAGCCCCGACCCGCCUGUACUCGCUAUCCUUCCCAGCUCUCUAGCCUGCUUCGCCUACAGCGACCGUCAUACUGGCCGCCAGGAAAAGGAAAGACCGUGGCACGGCCGAGAGAGCAACGGUGGCCCAACGGAAGAACAGGCUCUUUCACAAAUGACUGAAGCGAUCAACUGGACCGAAAAAUACAGGAAAUAAUCCUUGAAGCCCGAUUCCCCCCCCCCCCCUAAUUUUGACGACCACCGGGAAUGAAAUUGAGAGCCGCUCUCGUAUCCACCAAUAUUUCAUCCGCCACCGUGGAGCAUAAGGGGGAUACGAGUCUGACUUCUUUUGAUAGCCAUCUUUUACAGACAAAAGGGAGCAGUUAAGUGAUAAAACUUACAAACAGACGGUGCUGCGCUGCCCCCGAUGGCCAAAGCAGGGAAGAUGUGGAGCAGCCUGCGGAGCCGCUGCCACACCCUCCUCCACCUGGACGGCCCCUGCGAGGUCAUGGACGCGGCCUCCUGCGGGGUGGACCUGGCUCGGGGAGGCUGCUCAGGCGAGCCCCGGGCCUCCAGCCCCCUGCGGAGCCUCUCGCCCCUCACCCCGAUGGUGGUGCCCCGUCGGGGGCACAACUGCGUGACGGAUGGCCCUCAGAUCCUGGAGAUCAUGCUGGACAGGGACGGGGAGGACAUGCGGCGAGGCCCCGGCGGGGUGACCCUUGGCCGGAGGGACUCGUACUCGCGUCACGCCCCCUGGGGGGGCAAGAAGAAGCACUCGUGUUCCACCAAGACCCAGAGCUCUCUGGAGGCCGAGCGGAGGGGGGGACGAGCGUCGCGUGCCGCGGGGAGGAGAGAGAGGCGCUAUGCCGUCAGCUCCAUCCAGGAGAUAGCUGAGCCCGGGGGAGGAGGAGGAGGAGGAAGAGGAGGAGGAGGGGGAGGAGGAGCGGAUAGGGGAGGGGGAGGGGCGGCGGGUCGCAGCCUGAGCGCUCGGUCGCUACGGCAACGUCUCCGGGACACCGUGGGCCUGUGUCUGCCUCUGUCGCCCCGCCGGCGAUCGCGCUCCACCUCCUCCAAGCCCGCCUCGUGCUCGCUCACCUUCUCCACCGUCUCGUCGUCUUCCUCCUCCUCCUCCUCUUCCUCCGCCGGCUCGUCCUGCUCCUCGUCAUCCAAGCGUAAGAUCCACCUGACGGAGCUAAUGCUAGAGACUUGCCCCUUCCCACCGGGCUCGGACCUCGCCAACAAGUGGCACCUGAUCAAGCAGCACACGGCGCCCGUCAGCCCGCAGGCCUCCAGCGCCCUCCUGACCUCCGACCCCGCCGAGGCCGCCACGGGCCACUCCCACGCGGCGCCCGAGGACGAGGAGGAGCGCAUGCGCGAACGUCGGCGAAUCAGCAUCGAGGAAGGUGUCGACCCGCCCCCCAACGCUCAAAUACACACCCUAGACGCGGGGCUUCCUCCCAGCUCCGCCUCUUCCUCAUCCAUCUACAAACUGGGACCAAAGAUGGCUCCAGCCAGCAGCGGCCCGAGCGACGCCAUGACGAGCGCAGAAGUGGGGCGGGUGAACUUAGGAGGGAUGGUCACGUCGGGGAGCGUGCUGGGGGGCCUGGUGGCGCAGGCCCUGUCCGGGCUCUCCGCUUCGUCCUCCUUCUCCCACCCGCCUCCCUCAGAGGACUGCGACUCCGAGGAGGACUCGACCACCCUGUGCCUGCAGGCGCGGAGGCCAAAACAGAGGCACGCGUCCGGGGACGGGCACGCGUCGCGGCAGGGCGGCGGAGGCGCGGGGUCGUCGAGCAGCGGCGGCGCCGGCGGCCCCUGGAAGGUCCACACGCAGAUCGACUACAUCCACUGCCUGGUGCCGGACCUGCUGCGCAUCACGGCGCUGCCCUGCUACUGGGGCGUGAUGGACCGCUACCAGGCCGAGGCGCUGCUGGACGGCCGGCCCGAGGGCACCUUCCUGCUGCGAGACUCGGCCCAGGAGGACUACCUGUUCUCGGUGAGCUUCCGGCGCUACAACCGCUCGCUGCACGCGCGCAUCGAGCAGUGGAACCACAACUUCAGCUUCGACGCGCACGACCCCUGCGUCUUCCACGCCUCCACCGUCACGGGCCUGCUCGAGCACUACAAGGACCCGUCGGCGUGCAUGUUCUUCGAGCCGCUGCUCACCGCGCCGCUGCACCGCACCUUCCCCUUCGGGCUGCAGAGCCUGGCGCGCGCCGCCAUCUGCCAGCGCGUCACCUACGACGGCAUCGCCGCGCUGCCCCUGCCGCCCGCCCUGCAGGACUUCCUCAAGGAGUAUCACUACAAGCAGAAGGUCCGCGUGCGCUGGCUGGAGAGAGAGCUGCCCGUCAGGGGCAAAUGAC
Clupea harengus (Atlantic herring) is the source of this 2817-nucleotide messenger RNA. RefSeq names its product suppressor of cytokine signaling 5b (gene socs5b). Gene Ontology annotation, biological process: phosphatidylinositol phosphate biosynthetic process; intracellular signal transduction. The record is from RefSeq and is a predicted model, not a curated record. NCBI's taxonomy places the organism in Eukaryota, Metazoa, Chordata, Actinopteri, Clupeiformes, Clupeidae. Gene Ontology annotation, molecular function: 1-phosphatidylinositol-3-kinase regulator activity. Gene Ontology annotation, cellular component: phosphatidylinositol 3-kinase complex.